Molecule: messenger RNA, 893 nt
Organism: Drosophila kikkawai
Lineage: Eukaryota; Metazoa; Arthropoda; Insecta; Diptera; Drosophilidae
Gene: kappaB-Ras
Product: NFKB inhibitor interacting Ras like 1
Biological process (GO): Ral protein signal transduction; canonical NF-kappaB signal transduction
Molecular function (GO): GTPase activity; GTP binding; GTPase activating protein binding
Source: RefSeq, a predicted model, not a curated record
UCUAGCCCAGCGAAAGUUUGUUUAUUUUCUUUAUUUAACAAAAAUGCUGAAUGCCAAAAUCGGCAAGGUCGGCAAGGUGCUGGUGUGUGGGAUGAAGGGUGUGGGCAAGACGGCGCUCAUUGAGCAGUUGGUGUACGGCCACGUCAAUCCCGAGACUGAGUUGCAUCCAACCAUUGAGGACAUCUACGUGGCCAGUGUGGACACCGGACGAGGAGGGGCCCGCGAAACCCUGCGCAUCUAUGAUACGGCCGGACUGCAGGGCGAGCAGCAGCAGCUGCCACGCCACUACCUCCAGUUCCCGGACGCUUUUGUGCUGGUCUACGACCCAAUGGACCCGCGUAGCCUAGACAUGCUGGCCGACAUCAAAACGGACAUCGACAAGCACAAGGAGAAAAAGGAGAUCCCCGUCGUGGUGCUGGCUAAUGUUCGGGCACGGGCUGCUCCCAAUCCCGUUGAAAAGAUCAUGGACCGGGCCAAUAUCUGGUGCCAACGGGAGCGAAUUAAGCACUAUACGGUGAACGCCAUGGAGCGGCCCUCGCUCUACGAGCCCUUCACCUCGCUGUGCGCCCGCCUGCAUCCGGCUCAGACGAAGAGCACAUUCCCUCAGUUGCGCCAGGUCAUGCAGAACCGUCAGAAGAGCGAAGCCUAGAACUAAAUUAUCAUAUAUGUAUCUCCUUUGUCUUUUAGAAACUUAAUUUAGUGUGUACUUGCCUUGUAUUAACCACUGUGCUUUAAUGUGGGCCAAAGCCCGAACGAUUUGUACUUAUCUACGGAUAACUUGUGUCUCUAUGUUCGUGAGCGUCUAAUUCUGUCGAAAUGUUAUUUAUUAAAACAAAGUAUGUACAUGCAUAUGUACAUAUGUAUGCUAUCGCAUUAGGCGCAAUUUAUUAAUA